Messenger RNA from Hypanus sabinus (Atlantic stingray), 4583 nucleotides. It is a transcript of the gene mfn2, whose product is annotated as mitofusin 2. Gene Ontology annotation, molecular function: GTPase activity; GTP binding. Gene Ontology annotation, cellular component: mitochondrial outer membrane. The transcript is spliced from 18 exons. Bases 93 to 2366 code for a protein of 757 amino acids. Lineage: Eukaryota; Metazoa; Chordata; Chondrichthyes; Myliobatiformes; Dasyatidae. Gene Ontology annotation, biological process: mitochondrial fusion; mitochondrion localization. The record is from RefSeq and is a predicted model, not a curated record.
GGUCGCAGGUUAACGACGCUGAAUCGGGGCCCUGGAUUGAGGUGAAGCCGCUUCGGCUGUGGGAAGGAGAGUGGCGGCUGCAGAUCAGUGCCAUGUCUCUGAUGUUCUCCCGCUCACACCCAGUUGUCAUUGGUAAAAAAGACAAGCGUCUGAUGGCCGAGGUUAAUGCUUCACCGCUCAAACACUUUGUCACUGCUAAAAAGAAGAUCAAUGGAAUCUUUGAACAGCUUGCAGCUUACAUCAAGGAAAGUGCUGCAUUUCUCAAAGAAACUUACCAGGAUGGAGAACUGGAUCCAAUCACCACAGAAGAGCAAGUGCUGGAGGUGACUGGUUAUCUUUCAAAGGUCGGCGGGAUCAGUGAGGUGUUAGCAAGGCGACAUAUGAAGGUGGCUUUUUUUGGCAGGACGAGCAAUGGGAAGAGCACAGUGAUCAACGCCAUGCUGUGGGACAAAGUCCUUCCUUCGGGAAUCGGCCACACUACCAACUGCUUCCUGCGAGUGGAAGGAUCAGAUGGUAAUGAAGCCUAUCUGCUCACAGAUGGAUCUGAGGAGAAACGGAAUAUCAAGACUGUGAAUCACUUGGCUCACGCACUGCACCAGGAUGAGCAACUCACCGCCGGCAGCCUUGUUUCUGUCAUGUGGCCCAAGAUGAAGUGUGCCUUAUUGCGAGAUGACCUGGUGCUGAUGGACAGUCCUGGAAUUGAUGUAACCACCGAGCUAGACAGCUGGAUUGAUAAGUUCUGUCUGGAUGCUGAUGUGUUUGUGUUGGUUGCAAACUCUGAGUCAACGUUAAUGCAGACGGAAAAGCAAUUUUUUCACAAAGUGAACGAGCGGUUGUCACAACCCAAUAUUUUUAUCCUCAAUAACCGCUGGGAUGCAUCUGCAUCAGAACCUGAAUAUAUGGAAGAGGUGCGACGCCAGCAUAUGGAUCGCUGCACCAGUUUCUUGGUGGAUGAGCUAGGAGUGGUAGACCGGGCUCAGGCCACUGAUCGCAUUUUCUUUGUAUCAGCCAAGGAAGUCUUGAAUGCUCGGAUCCAGAAAGCUCAAGGGAUGCCUGAAGGAGGUGGAGCACUUGCUGAGGGAUUCCAAGCAAGAAUGUUUGAAUUCCAGAACUUUGAGCGGCGGUUUGAGGAAUGUAUUUCGCAGUCAGCAGUGAAAACCAAGUUUGAGCAACACACCGUCCGCGCCAAGCAGAUCUCGGAGGCCCUGCGGCAAAUUAUGGAUUCUGUCCACGUCUCUGCCACUGAGCAAAGGGUGCAUUGCCUGGAUCAGAGAGAGGAGCGAAUGGAUCGAUUGGAGUUUAUUGAAAAUCAGCUGGAUUUAUUAACUCAGGAUUGUAAAAGCAAAAUAAAACAAAUUACCGAAGAGGUGGAGCGACAGGUCUCUAAUGCAAUGGCAGAAGAGAUACGACACCUUUCCAUGUUGGUGGAUGAUUUCCACUUGGAUUUUCACCCCUCCUCAGUGGUGCUCAAAGUCUACAAGAGUGAGCUUCAUAAGCACCUCGAGGAAGGUCUGGGACGCAACAUGUCUGAGCGUUGCUCUGUUGCCAUUACAUCCAGCCUCCAAAAAACCCAGCAAGAGAUGAUUGACAGCCUCCAGCCCCUGCUGCCACCUACAGAGAGAGGCCAUGUCGAUCUUCCAGUCCCUCGUCAGCGCUUCAGCCUCAGCUACGACCUGAACUGUGAUCGCCUCUGUGCAGACUUUCAGGAAGAUAUUGAAUUUCACUUCUCCCUUGGAUGGACGAUGCUUGUUAACCGUUUCCUUGGACCAAAGAAUGGCCGCAGGGCACUGGUCGGAUGCAACGAUCAGGUUCCAAGGCAACUGCCUAUUACCCCAGUCAGCACGAGCUUGCCACCUUUACCUCAAGGGUCAAUGACCCAAGAAGAACUUAUGGUAUCUAUGGUAACCGGAUUAGCAUCUUUAACCUCGCGGACAUCAAUGGGAAUAAUCGUUGUUGGUGGGCUGGUGUGGAAAGCAGUGGGCUGGCGGCUGAUUGCAUUGAGUGUCGGAAUGUACGGUCUUCUCUAUGUGUAUGAGCGACUGACUUGGACAACCAGAGCGAAGGAACGAGCCUUCAAGCGUCAGUUUGUGGACUAUGCUGCUGAGAAAUUGCAGCUCAUAGUCAGUUAUACUGGUUCCAACUGCAGUCAUCAGGUGCAACAAGAACUGGCAGGGACAUUUGCCCAGUUGUGUCAGCAGGUGGAUGUAACACGGCAGAACCUGGAUGAGGAGAUUAAAGAACUGAAUAAGAAGAUUGAAUUACUGGACUCACUGCAGAGUAAAGCCAAACUGCUCAGAAACAAAGCUGGCUGGCUGGACAGUGAGCUGAACAUGUUUACUCACCAAUACCUACAGCAGAACAGAUGAACUAGACUGCCAGAUGCAAGAUCACAAGAUGUCUUCAUUUAUGGAGAAGACAGUCUAGCUGCUGCGACAGAGGAGGAUGGUGGGGAAGUGUGGUGAGGACAUCACUGGGAUCUUAAUUUCUUGCUCAGAAUAAUUUAUAAACAUGUUUGGAAUUAAUUUAAAGAUGCCGGGGCAGAAUUAUCAACAGUGACUUGCUAACCCAGUGCUUAUGAUUUUCCAAUGAGGAGUCUCUUGAUCCAGAUUGUUACCCUAGUAUGAACCCUGUACAACCUGGAGUAGGAAUGCAUUUGGAUUUUGACCCUCUGAACACUACCUUCUCUCCUCUCCAGUUUGCCCAGGUAAUCUAAUCAUGUUGUACAGAUCUAUCACCAUCGUAGGAAUGUUGAUUGAAUCUGGUCAUGGUAAUCUGUGGAAUUCUUGCUUUAUCUUGGUGUGUAUCUUUACCAAGGAAUAAAAGCUGAGAAUUUUGUUCUUACAACACUGAGAGACACACUAAAUUUCCAGCUAUGUGGGUUUCAGGGAAAGAUCAGGAAGGAUUUGAUCUUUGCUCCACUGUAUGUGCCAUCUGCCAAAUGCAUUAUAGUGAUGGUAGUGUUAAUACUCCAAAUUUCUCAACUAAGUCCUAAACUGUAACUUUUAAAGUUACCCAUUGUCUCAGAUCUGGUGUUCUGUUCAUUGCUGAUUGGUUUCUUAUAACAAGCAGUUAGAAACAUUUUGAUUUGAGCAGAGAUUGACAUUAUGUUCAACUGAAUGUAGUCCUGGCACGUGCUGAUGUUUCCUGUGCCUCAGUCAGUUACACAAAUUAGCCAGCUAGUAGCAAAAAUAAGAAUAAAUUCAAUUGCGAAUGGACUGGGUAAUCUGGAAGUAGAAGAAUAAUGCUGUAUGUGAAAAGAAUGUUUGUGAUAUGGUUUUAGAUGUGGACAUUGAAGGGGUCAAGUGAGACCACCAGUACAGUUACUAUAAUUCUAAUAUAGUGCUAAUUAUUUUGGAGUUUCGGAAAUUGAAGGCAAACAGUGUUCUUGCCCUCUUCCCUGUCUGUUUUCCCUAGUCCCUUUUGUUCCCUUUUCCAUUCAUCCCACUAUACCUGGUGCUAGAGAGUAUCUGUCAGGGAAUGGUAAGUGAGAGCCAAUGAAAGGUAAAUAUUGGAUUUACUUUAUAAAAGGUUGCCUUUUUUUUCCUAUCAGUGUAAAUGGAAAGAGCAUGCACUGCUAUUGUGUGGAUUUAUCAUUAUGUAGUUAGGUGUUUGGUUUGAAGUUGGUUACAGCUUUGCACACAGUGUGUAUGAGGCAUCAUCUCCACUGCCCUAAGGUUAUAAGAUUCAGAGAGCUCUGGAGUUCUGCUAUGUUGCCAUAGUGGUUCUCCAGGCUUGUCCCAAGAAGGAAACAAUUUACCAUGAACACUUGGGUUUUGUGUUUUAGCUGGUUUCUGUUGCUGUAUGGUGGCAGAAUGGCAGUGAGAUGAUAUAUUUGCAUUGUGAAUAGUGUUUUUAACUCUGUCCCAGGAACCUAGUUCUGGAUCUGCCUCCUCACCUACGAUGCGUUUAAGGUUAUAGUUUUUGUGUUUAAACACUACCAUGGUUGAAAUUUAUAUUUACAAUUUUAAGCAUUCACACCUUUACUUCAAAAACUACAGAAUAUUGUGGAGAAAAGGCUAGCUAAUGUUCCUGAGACAUUAUCCUGCUUAGUGUUUUUUUUAAAACUGAAAUCAAUUUUCUAUCCAGUUUUGUUCAUUAGAAUUGAGUGAGUGUUCUGGGAGGAAUAGGAUUCUGCUUCAUUUGGGUUUGAGUCAUCGCUUCAAAUAGCAGACAAUAAUGAACAUUAAUGAAUCCAAAUUCUUGCUAUAACAAGAUUGCAGGAUAGGUCUAGGUCUCUUUCCAUGAUAAAAUUUCUGAUUAGAGAUAAUUAAUUUGAAACAUUAGUUCUUUCUCUCCCCUUAGGUGCACUCUUGUUCUGAGAAUUUUCAAUAUUUUUUGUUUUCAUUUCAGAUAUCCAGCAUCUGCAGUAUUUUAUUUGUUCUAAAUCUCUACUUUUGACAGUACCUAUUCUGUUGGAUUUUGAACAAAUGUUUUCGGUCAAAAUGCACUUUAAGUUUUUGCUGCUCAAGAUAUACCCUUAAAGUUAAAAUUUAUGUAAAGACUUCUCUGUGUAAUGUACCAUUGCUUUUGCUGUCUCAUAAUCAGAAACAGGCUUGUUUAAAAUAAAUUUGAUUUGGAAAAUA